AUGGACCAUCCACCGGAGGACGCCUGGAAACAUACUGGUGUUCAAGUCGUCCCAGGUGAUCAGCUGGACACUAAUACUGCUCAAACGCCAGGCAUGAAUCGUGCUGCAGCAAUCACAUUCGCUCGUACAGGAGCACAGAAACUCUGGGCCGGAACAGUGCAUAUACAUGCAAAUGCGAAAACCGGUGCGCACCAUCAUGGGCACCUCGAGAGUAUAAUCUACAUCGUUAAGGGCAAGGCACGUAUGCGUUGGGGCGCCUCACUGGAGUUCACUGCUGAAGCUGGACCUGGUGACUUCAUCUAUGUUCCACCUUACGUACCGCACCAAGAGAUCAACGCAAGCGAAGACGAGAAGUUAGAGUGUGUGCUUGUGCGAAGUGACGGUGCGUUUUUUCGCGGAAAACGAGAAUAUCUAAUGCGGGCCCUAUCAGACUAA
Molecule: messenger RNA, 435 nt
Organism: Lithohypha guttulata
Lineage: Eukaryota; Fungi; Ascomycota; Eurotiomycetes; Chaetothyriales; Trichomeriaceae
Exons: 2
Coding region: 1-435 (144 amino acids)
Source: RefSeq, a predicted model, not a curated record